UUAAAAUGAUUUACUGCAAAUUAAAGUCGCAACCUUUGUUCUUGACACACGAAUCAAGGUAAUUUACUCAAUUCUUCAUACUGUACGUCCUGCGGCUGUAACACAUAUGCAUAAAACGUCAUGGCCUGCUUUGACACCAAAAAGAAAAUACAUUUUUGUCACUAUUUUGUAAGCUGUAUAAUUACAUUUGUGGACUUCAUGAAUUACUCCAGUUAGUUUUUUCUGGGAAAACUUCUUGCAACAUCCACAUUUUACGGCCCCAUGUGUGAAAUUUUUUCCAAGUGGAAAUGUAUCGAUUCUUCACAGGCCACGGUCAUAUUGUUAUGACUGAAGAACAGUGUUUUGCUGCAGUAUAAAACUGUUUUCCCGUCAGAUUUGGUUUUCUUUCGAGAGCGAGCUUAAGAAGGACGCUGUGUGGGGAACAGACAAAAUGCCGAAAGAUAAUAGGGACAAUUAUGAAUAUACGCCCUUGUUGAUUAAACAGCCGGAAGAAACAAGACUGGGUAUAAAGUUUCCAAACAAAUCCCUUCUUCUGGCAACCUUUGCUGCUUGUAUAGGAGGAAGCUUCCAGUAUGGAUAUAACGUCUCCAUCAUUAAUGCACCCACUAAGCAUGUGCAAGAGUUCAUCAACCAAACGUGGACAGUGCGUUAUCAGACCGGAAUUGCAGAGGACGCUCUCACCUUUUUGUGGUCCAUCAUUGUGUCAAUAUUUACCCUUGGAGGACUAGUAGGAGUGACAGUUGGAGGAACAUUGUCAAUAAAGCUGGGGAGGAAAGGGACGUUGUUGACUAACAACAUUCUGGCAAUAACUGCUGCACUGAUGAUGGGUCUGAGCUAUGGAACAGGAUCGUUUGAACUCAUCAUCAUCGGCCGUCUUAUUAUUGGAGUAAAUGCAGGCAUUGGCCUUUGUGUUCAACCUUUGUACUUGACCGAAAUCGCUCCGACUGCCAUCCGUGGCCUCAUGGGAAUGGGGACCUCUGUUUUUCUCACUGGGGGGAUCCUGACUGGACAAGUGAUGGGGCUCAAAGAGCUGCUGGGUAGAGAAGAGUAUUGGCCCAUUCUGCUGUCCACCACGGCUAUCCCAGCGAUCAUGCAGCUCCUGACCCUCCCCUGGUUCCCGGAGAGUCCUUGCUUUCUCCUCAUUGACAGAGGAGAUGAUGAGGGAUGCAAAAAAGCCGUAAAGCAACUCCACGGUGCUGCAAAUUGUAAAAAAAAAAUUGAGGAAAUUGAGAACGAGAGGAACAACCUGGUUGGAAUCACGGCCAAAAAGCCGUGGGAACUGUUGGCGGACCGCGACAUGCGCUGGCAGCUUAUCACCAUCAUGCUUCUCAAUGCAGCUCAGCAGCUCAAUGGAAUCAACGCCAUCUAUUUUUACGCAGAAUAUGUGUUCAGAGAAGCAGGAAUUCCUAAUGACAAAAUACCGUAUGCAACCUUGGGCACUGGUGCCUGUGAAUGCCUCACUGCUUUGACAUGUGGUUUGCUCAUUGAGAGGCUGGGAAGGAGAGUGCUGAUUUUGGGGGGAUACACACUGAUGAGUAUCUGCUGCAUUUUGUUCACUCUGACCAUGACCUUACAGGAAACCAGUUCAGUUUUUCCUUACCUGAGCAUGGCAUGUAUUUUUGCCUUCAUUCUGAGUUUUGGAUUAGGACCUGGCGGUGUGACUAACAUCUUGACCGUGGAACUGUUCACACAAAACUCACGGCCUGCAGCCUACAUGAUUGCAGGCUCCAUAAACUGGACCAGCUUCUUUUUAAUCAGCAUGAUCUUCCCUUUUAUUGUGAUCCAUCUGCAGCAGUACUGCUUCCUGGUGUUUAUGGGAAUAUGCACUAUGGUGGCGAUUUACAUCUUCUUUUUUAUCCCUGAGACUAAGAACAAAACCUUCCUGGAAAUCCAGAAUGAGUUUAAGUCCAGAAACAAAAAGAAGGGCAGCAGCACUGAUGACUCUGGAAUGACACUGUUUGCAUCUUCAGGAUAAAAUCUCAAGAUUGUAGUUUUCCAUCCAUCCAUCUCCUUCCGCUUAUUUUAUUUUAUUAUUUUUGUUUUCCCUUUUCCUGCUUUGUUUAAAUGCUUAAAGAUAGCUCCACAUUCAUGCACUGUAUGACGUUGUGACAUUUCAAGUUUUUGUCAUUGUUGUAAUCUUUUGUCAAUUUUACUGAAUGGUCACUAAACUUUUCAUGGUCAAAA
Nerophis lumbriciformis (worm pipefish) is the source of this 2184-nucleotide messenger RNA. RefSeq names its product solute carrier family 2, facilitated glucose transporter member 11-like. Gene Ontology annotation, cellular component: plasma membrane. Gene Ontology annotation, biological process: dehydroascorbic acid transport. NCBI's taxonomy places the organism in Eukaryota, Metazoa, Chordata, Actinopteri, Syngnathiformes, Syngnathidae. Gene Ontology annotation, molecular function: D-glucose transmembrane transporter activity. The record is from RefSeq and is a predicted model, not a curated record.